AUGAACAGAUUAAAAAAAAAAGGUAGCAGAAUAAUGAGAACAAAUUCAAAGGAUUUAAAAAACUCAUCACUGAAUUUAAACUUGCUGAAUGAGGAAGCGAAUGGAGAAGGAGAGAACAAAGAGGUUGACGAGGAUGACGAUUUGGGGCUGGAAGCAGGCGUUCAGAACGUGCAAAAAAAAAAACUGACCAAGUUAAUUAGCUUGCAUGGAGGGGCAGGGCUAGCCCAAUUCAAAAAGUUUACUCGAUUGAAGAAGUUUGGGAGGUCAGGGGACUCGCAAAAGGGGGAGGCGCAACCAGCAUGUGAAGGGGAAGCCUCCGACUAUUGUCCCCCACAUAAGACGCGCGGUGGCAGUUACCUAAGCAAAAUAAGCGCAAAGACAAGUUCGAAAGGAACGGAAAAGCAUGACCGGAAUCCAAAGAUCAAACGCAAAUUUAGCGCCCUUCUAGAAAAGAUAGGAAAGAAAAAAGGCACCAUAAAUUAUGAUGAUCACAAAAAAGGGGAGGCCGAAAGUUCCACUGGUUGCACCCCUUUGGGUGGGAGCGAAAUUUCUCAGAACACGUCAGGGGAUGAGAUAAUGUAUUCAAAAGGGGAGAGUAGCGGGAUGCCCCUUUUCAGCACAGAAGGUUGCCAAUCAGGAAGGAAGGACAGAUCAUACAACAAGUGUGAAAAAGGAGGAGGCAGUUUUUGGAAGUCGCGAAAUGGGUCAACCAACAAGAAAAGGAACGAACAGACAGAUUUCGAAAAGGGCAAAGAGUGCGAAAAGUGCCUUGAAUGCGAAGAAUUGAAGGGACUUGCCGCAAACGAAGGAGGCAGUGUCCCCGGCUCCAAUCGCGUUUUGCGUGGAGAGAGGAACGAAGCGGCUUGGUUAGAGAAUAUAAAACAAUUGCUGCAUCUGUGUGAUCAGGACAUGAAGGACAUGGUGCAGAUUUCCAAUUUUGAGAUAGACCUAGACAUUAACACCUUUUACUCUAACUUUGUCAAGGAGAAAAGCGAUAGCUCUAUAUCAGCAUACACCAUAAAUCACAAUGAAGACAUUUUCGACGUACAGAAAAUUCAAGGAGACUCAAAAGAAAAAAUUACCACAUAUAAGCAGACCUCUACUCUCAAUUGGGGCACAUACGUGUGCAACAUUACUCUUCAAGAGAGUUGCUAUUUUUAUUAUAAUAUAACUGACAAAUCCAGCUCUUCGAUCUACUCUGCUGCAUCCCGCCUUGCUGCCUUCCUCACGGGGGGAAAGAGAAAAUGUGGACAUACUUCCCGGGGAAAAUGUCACCUCGCGAUGUUGAAUUCAACACACCAUAGCACUACCUGCAAUAAGCACAGCAACUGUUGUGGAUGCAAAGAGUCGAACGCAAAAAUGGGGGAUAAUAAACAUGGAGUGGGGAACCAGCACAGAGUAUACGAUGCAAAGGGGGGAGGAUGUGUUAAUAAAGAAGGCUUCGAGGAAUACCCCCUCGAGGGUAACCACACGGGUGUUCAUCGAAAUGGUAAAGGUACUCUAUGCAAAAAUGACAGAGAAAAGGGAAACAUCUCAAAUGAUGCGAAAAGGGAUCUGAUUUUGUCCCCAAAUGAAGAUGAUGAUUAUGAUGAUGAUGAUUAUGAUGAUGAUGAACGGGACGAACAGAACACAAAAUCGACGGAGUUACAUUUUGCUAAUAAGAAGAAAAGUAAAUCAAAGGGUGAAAAAGGAUUGGAUGUGAAUAGCAGCAAAAUGGACGCAUACAGAACGAUGAAUGCAAACUUCAGGGAUGAACAUACCGCCCCAAUGAGCUAUGGAGCUGCAAAAGAGGGCCCCCCAAGUGAUGUAUUAACCGCCGUUUCCGACGAGUCAUGUGAUUACCAAAACGGUUACGAAUAUAAAGAUAACAAUUUGAAAGGAGGCAGAAUUAUGUUGGAGUCGGAGAGACAACACGACGUGACGGACGAAAGUGUAAUCAGUGAGGAAGAAAACCAAGAGGAGGCACUUCGACAUGCGUCUAGUGUGAGAAGUAGAGAUAUUGGGAAUCCUGACAGAGUGGAAGGAGCAAGGAGUGAGCAUUGGGAAGGCUCCUUUAAAGAAAAUGGAGUAGGAAAUGGCUACCAAGGGAAUGCCCCUAUGGGGCGAAGAAAGAGUGUCCCAAAACAGAUGCUCGUGAAGUUGAAGAAAAUGUGUGGGGGUAGAGCGACAGCCGGGGAGCGCAAUGGUGGUGUAGAAAAUGGCGAAGGCAGGGAUAACUAUUGGGGCAAAAGCAGCAAAACGAAGGAAAAAAACGAAAAAAUACAAAGUGCCCAGUUGAAUCACGCACAAGGAGGUCUAAGUGCGAAGGUCCAGAAGGAAAUAAAAAAUGAAAAUUACUUAGUGACCAGUGAAUACAUGCGUAGCAAGUUUGAUGAAAUAUAUUACAUUCAAAGGAUUGAUGCAGAUAACGAUUCGAUGUUCGUUUUUGCCAGAAUUUAUCAGAUAUAUAUUUUUUCGAAGAAAUGGAAUAGCAGCGACAGUGGUGACAAGGGUAGCGAGAAGUGCACAAAUAAAGGGGGCGGUACCGUUUCUGAUCAGUCCGCGCCGUGCCGCACGAACGUUUCUGUGUAUGUGCUCAUAGUUCAAAAAAAUAGCCUCCUUAAAUAUAUCUUAAACAAAAAAAUACUUAAAGAACUUAGCAGCCGUGUAGACAAAUGGAAAGAACACAUCAUCGUAAAAGGUGAACAUAUUAAGAACGGUUCCGUGCCGUUGUGUAUUCGAAUGAUUGGAAAAAAUGAUGCUAUGGUUGAUUAUGUGGUAAAAAAUGUAGCGUACUUUUUCGAUAAUUAUGUGCGAGAUUUCUUUCAUCUCCUUGUUGUACAUGUGAAUGACUUUUUUGGCUUAGGUGAAAAUAAAACUAUGGAAAAUUAUUUCGAAUACUCAAGUAAAAAAUUGUAUCAUUUUGUUCUGAAGAAGGUUUACCUGCGCAACAUGUAUAAUGAUAGUGUACUAAAAAAUGAGGACAAAAAGAAGAAAAUAAAAACAGGACAAUGUAUUCAAGCCAACCAAACGAAGGAUAAAACGAAGGACAAAACGAAGGACCAAACGAAGGACAAAACGAAGGAUAAAACGAAAGACCAAACGAAAGACCAAAAGAAGGACCAAACGAAGGACAAAACGAAGGAUAAAACGAAAGACCAAACGAAAGACCAAACGAAAGACCAAACGAAAGACCAAAAGAAGGACCAAACGAAGGAUAAAACGAAAGACAAAACGAAAGACCAAACGAAAAACCAAAAGAAGGACCAAAAGAAGGAUCAAAAGGACCAAAAAAAGUACACAUUAUACACAUAUCUGUUUAAAAGGAAGAAGGGACAUAAAAUGGGUCACCCUCAUAAGAAUAAAUAUUCAUUGCUGAGUUCCAUUUAUGGACCACCCUUUUAUUACAUCUUUUCAAAUAAAGUGGCACACAAUUAUAUUAUGUAUAUGAACCAAGUUUAUUUUAGAAGAGUAUUAUUGAUGUAUCUUUUCGUUUUUGUAGUUUACUUGGUAGUGAGCCGUUUUCCGGUGGUGGCCCUGUAA
Messenger RNA from Plasmodium fragile, 3522 nucleotides. RefSeq lists its product as uncharacterized. The record is from RefSeq and is a predicted model, not a curated record. Lineage: Eukaryota; Apicomplexa; Aconoidasida; Haemosporida; Plasmodiidae. The transcript has a single exon. The coding region runs from base 1 to 3522 and encodes 1173 amino acids.